GCCCACCUUCUAGCACUAGCAGGCGCUCGCGCUGCUGAAACACAGGUGAAGCUUUAUGCUAUGUGCUGUCUCUCUCUCGCUAUAUAGAUAUCGAGAUAUAUAUAUCUAUAUCACACCAUAAUAGCUCAGAUUUCCACAUAAUGAGCGACACGGAGAAGAAUUUCACCGAGCGGGUGAGAGAAGAAGAGAAGUCAGAAGAUGAAGUCAGAUGACAUUUAUAAUGACCGUUUAAAAAACAAAACAAAAGCAGAGUUGCUUGCUAAUGCUAAUGGUGAUGUGUGAAGCUCCCGUGAUGAUGUGUAGCAUUUAUGGGCAGAGGGACAGGAUGAGGGGAAGAAGGAAGCAGUUGAAGGCAGACACACAUGAAGUGGAAGAAAGAAGAACAGAGGGGGUUGAAGUAAUGACGUUAACGUGAAGUUGUCCACUCUCAGUAAAUAUGAUUGUAUGUGUCUGUCCUUCACGUGCAUGCUCUCUACACACAUACACGUACUGAUCAUCAGCAGGCAUGUGCCCAUCAUCUACACACUACUGCACCACCACCAUGAUCCCUUCAGGAAGUAGGCUGCUCAGGUAGGAGUUAGCUUCCUCUACUCGCUAGGCUUUGACCAUGUUGGAGUCCCUUUCCAUGAAUGGACAGAUUGUGUAACAGGUGGAGUUGAUAAACUGGUGUUGGGAGGUGGAUGUUUACAUUUAACAUACAGCUGAGUCAGGAUACCAUUGAGCAGUCCAGGGUCAGGAACCCAAAAGCUUAGGUGUGGUGUAAAUAUGAACUCAAAACCUUCUGAUGGGAUUUGAUGCAACACCUUCAGGGGAGACUGCGGCCUGAACUUAGCUGUAGAUCAUGCUUUACUGUUAUCAUCAGCAUGCUGUUAAUAAUGAGCACAUAGUAACCCAUUUUAUUCAGAACCAGAGGGGGUAUUUAGGUUUGGUUCUCUAAGGUUCCUCACUUUAGGCAUCCAGUCCCAUGAUCCUGCUCCCCAGACAACAGUGUGAGUAAUGAUGGUGGACAGAACUCUCCAGCGCAGCAGGAAUACACAUUUACAUCUGAUCCUGUAGCUUGUACAUCAACACAUGCCUUACGUAAACAACAUGGUCACAGUGAAGACUGAUUUCAGAGCCACAUUGAUACCUAUUAGGUUUCAUCCUACACACCUGUAUGUACAACUAACUGUGUGUGUGUGUGUGUGUGUGUGUGUGAUUGGUUUAGGAGUCUCGCUCGGAGUCGAGGAGUGUGAGUCCACGAGGUUCACACAAAUCCCUGGCACACUCGCCCGCUCGCUCCAAACGUGACUCGCGCUCCAAAUCACACUCCCGGUCGUGCUCCAAAUCAGAACGUUUUAAACGACUUGGAACAUGGCACCUUUUGUGUUCCCAUGACUGGAAUUGAGAACAUGCAGCUUCCAGGUAAUUUUAUUUCUUCUGGAUUUUACCCUGUGAGCCUUUCCCCUGGUUCCCUGUACCUCGCUCCGUUUGUGGAGUUCAGGGCUGUUAUCAGACUGAACGGCACUACCUGCCUGAUCCCUGAGGUCUCGUACUUCAUCUCUCUCUACAGCUCUCGUUCUCAUCGCAGUUCUCGGAGGCGCUACAGUCACUCGCGCUCUUGCUCUCGGCGCCGUCGCUCACGCAGCCGCUGCUACAGCAGGGAUUCGCGGCGCCGUCGCUCUCGCAGCUCCUCACACUCCCCCAUGAGCAACCGCCGGCGACAUGUAGGCAACAGGGCGAACCCUGAUCCAAACACGUGUUUAGGAGUGUUUGGGUUGAGUUUGUACACCACAGAGCGAGAUCUGCGGGAGGUCUUCUCAAAGUACGGCCCUCUUACGGACGUGUGCAUCGUCUACGAUCAGCAGUCGCACCGCUCGCGAGGGUUCGCCUUUGUUUACUUUGAGAACAAAGAGGACUCGCAGGAGGCUAAAGAGAGGGCAAACGGGAUGGAGCUGGAUGGCCGCAGGAUCCGAGUGGACUUCUCCAUCACCAAGAGACCACACACCCCUACUCCGGGGAUCUACAUGGGCCGACCCACAUAUGGAGGUGGAGGUCACAGUCUGAGUCGGCGUCAUGAUUAUUACGAUCGAGGCUAUGAUCGCUAUGACGACCGUGAUUACUACAGCAGAUCGUACAGGAGGAGGUCUCCGUCUCCGUACUACAGCCGUGGUGGAUAUCGCUCACGCUCUCGCUCCUACUCCCCCCGUCACUACUAAUCCCCGUCCCGUCUGUGAUGAUGAGGAUGAUGUGUUUCAUGGAGCUGAGAGUGUGGAGUUCAGACGGCUGCAGCCGUGCUGUCUUUGUGUGUGUGUGUGUUCUGUUAUAGUGAUGAAGCUCCGUGUGUGUGUGUGUGUGUGUGUGUGUGUGUGUGUGUGUGUGUGUGUGUGUUAAAGCUGAUGGUUUUCUCCUAAUAAAUCAGUUUAUGCCACACCACUGGGUCUGUUCCUCACUGU
Ictalurus furcatus (blue catfish) is the source of this 2435-nucleotide messenger RNA. It is a transcript of the gene tra2b, whose product is annotated as transformer 2 beta homolog. The transcript has 8 exons. Gene Ontology annotation, cellular component: spliceosomal complex. NCBI's taxonomy places the organism in Eukaryota, Metazoa, Chordata, Actinopteri, Siluriformes, Ictaluridae. The record is from RefSeq and is a predicted model, not a curated record. Gene Ontology annotation, molecular function: RNA binding. Gene Ontology annotation, biological process: positive regulation of mRNA splicing, via spliceosome. The coding region runs from base 1374 to 2198 and encodes 274 amino acids.